Esox lucius (northern pike) is the source of this 3939-nucleotide messenger RNA. RefSeq names its product long-chain fatty acid transport protein 1. The transcript has 16 exons. Gene Ontology annotation, cellular component: plasma membrane; mitochondrial inner membrane. The coding region runs from base 280 to 2253 and encodes 657 amino acids. The record is from RefSeq and is a predicted model, not a curated record. Gene Ontology annotation, biological process: phosphatidylserine biosynthetic process; adiponectin-activated signaling pathway; long-chain fatty acid import into cell. Gene Ontology annotation, molecular function: long-chain fatty acid-CoA ligase activity; long-chain fatty acid transmembrane transporter activity; fatty acid transmembrane transporter activity. NCBI's taxonomy places the organism in Eukaryota, Metazoa, Chordata, Actinopteri, Esociformes, Esocidae.
AGGUGAAUCAGAGACUGGAGAAAGAGGAAGGUGUGCUAGUCAGCUUCUAGUUUCAUCCGCUGAUCAACUUAGUUUUUCAUCUUGGUGUUUAUUGCUACCUCCUGACUAUCAUCGGUCAGAAUUUUAUUUGGGGUGAAAUCCCCAAAAGGGUCAAUCUUUCAGUAUAACGGUUUCUAACGAAUAUAAAGGUGUUACCCAGAGAGAGUCAGCUACCCGACACAUGCAACCAGAAUCAUCUGUCCAGGACUGCAGAGUGACCGUUCAGACAAAUAAAAAGGAAUGCUACGGGGCAGUGUGCUGGCCUCGCUGAGCCCCGAGGAGGGCCUCCUCAGUCAUGUGCCCUGGCUGUGGAGCCUGGCGGCUGGGCUGGGACUGUACCUCGCCACGGGCGGUUGGAGGUUCCUCUAUGUGGCCCUGUGCACCAUCAAGAGGGACCUCAGAUGCCUGUGCGUGGUUCUCCAUGUUAAACGUUCCAUCCGUCAGCACCUUAAGAACAGGAGCACCAUACCGUCCCUGUUUGGCCAGACGGCAGCGCUGUAUCCCGACAAGCCCGCACUGGUGUGUGUGUCUACCGGAGAGUCUUCUUCGGCACGUCCGCGUACAUCUGCGUCCCUGAUUGUGUGGACGUUCAGGGAGCUGGCGGGGCGUUGCAACGCCGUUUCCCACUGGGCGAGGGCUCAGGGCUGGGGACAGGGGGACGUGGUGGCCCUCUACCUGGGGAGUCGCCCCCUGCUGGUGGCCCUGUGGAUGGGCCUGGCUCAGGUGGGUGUGGAGGCGGCGCUCAUCAACUAUAACCUGCGCUGUGAUUCGCUGCUUCACUGUGUGGGAGUGUCCGGUGCUAAGGGGAUGGUGUUUGGGGUGGAGCUAGCUGAAGCUGUCUCAGAGGUGCGUUCUUCUCUGGACCCGUCCAUGGUCUUGUUUAGUACUGGUUCCGUUCAGAGUGUGGACCUCCCGACCCCCUCAGCCCAAAACCUGGACCCGCUACUGGCCAGCUCUUCCCGGGACCCGCCUCCUCCCACCACCAAGGGAUUCAAUGAUAGACUGUUCUACAUCUAUACCUCUGGUACAACAGGAAUGCCCAAGGCUGCCAUUGUCGUACAUAGCCGGUUCUACCGCAUCGCUGCCUUUGGGUUUCAUUCCUUCGGCCUGCGACACGAUGACAUCAUCUACAACAGUCUACCACUUUACCAUUCUGCCGGUAAUAUAAUGGGUGUUGGUCAGUGUUUGCUCCAUGGGUUAACUGUCGUAGUCAAGGCCAAGUUCUCUGCCAGUAGUUUCUGGGAUGACUGUGUCAAGUACAACUGCACUGUUAUCCAGUACAUUGGGGAGAUAUGCCGCUACUUGUUGGCCCAGCCAGAGCGGCCCUCAGAGAAAUCUCACUGCGUACGCAUUGCCAUGGGUAACGGGCUCCGCCCUGCUGUGUGGGAGGAGUUCACACAGCGCUUUAGGAUCAGACAGGUGGCUGAGUUUUAUGGAGCCACCGAGUGCAACUGCAGCAUCUCCAAUGUGGAUGGAAAGGUGGGUGCGUGUGGGUUCCACAGCCAAAUCUUCCCCAGUAUGUACCCUAUCAAACUGCUCCGGAUGAAUGAGGACACCAUGGAGCUGGUCAGGGACAAGAAUGGCCUCUGUAUAGGCUGUCAACCUGGGGAGCCGGGUCUUCUGGCCGGCUACAUCGACCAGAGUGAUCCCUUGAGGAGGUUCGACGGUUAUGUCGACCGGAGAGCCACCAACAAGAAGAUCGUUAAUGACGUCUUCACCCUCGGAGACGCUGCCUAUCUUUCCGGUGAUGUACUGGUGAUGGAUGAGCUGGGCUACAUGUUCUUCCGGGACCGCAGCGGAGACACGUACCGCUGGCGAGGAGAGAACGUGUCGACUACAGAGGUGGAGGCCACCCUCAGCGGCCUCCUGGGACACGCCGACGUAGCUGUCUACGGAGUCCUUCUGCCAGGUGUGGAGGGGAAGGCCGGGAUGGCGGCCAUUGCUGAGGGGGAGGGGCGGUUUGACUGUGAUGCGUUCUUGGGGGCGGUGCGAAAGGCCUUACCUUCCUAUGCACACCCACUGUUCCUCCGUCUCAUGCCGAAGGUCGAUACCACAGGAACCUUCAAAAUCCAAAAGACUCGCCUUCAGAGGGAGGGAUACAACCCUCUGCACACCGCCGACCGGAUCUUCUUCCUCAACAGCCAUUUGGGUCGUUAUGAGGCUGUAACAGAGGAGCUGUAUAGGGCCAUCACAGAGGGCAGACUACGUCUGUGAGGAGAAUGAGAGAGGUCUGGGGACGGAGGGAGACUUGUAGUGAGAGCAUAACAGAGACGAGACACUUUCUUUUGAGGUGAAUAAAGAGGUGGCUGGAUGGGUGGAGGCUGUUGAACAGACGGCUCUGGAAACAACACGGGGCUGUGAUGCACUGGAGGCCUUACAAUUCCAAAGAGCUUGGCCUGCGUUUGUCCGCAGACUUGUGUCGCUACUGGACUUAAUCCGGUACUGCUGGCCCGAGUCUGAAAGUAGGACAUGGCAGAACCGUGGAUUAGAGAACCCUGGACCUUCAGGGUGAGGAACCAUCUAAGGUGUAAAGUAAAACCCUCCUUUUUAAUGACCUUAUCUUCUGAUUAGGCCUUAUACAGUUGCUACUGUACGACUGUUGAAAUCGGAACACUGCAGUUGCUACGUAGAUUUGGGGGAUUUUUCAGUGUUUUUCUUGGGGUCGCUAGGAUGUCCCAGGAACGGGAGGAGGGUGUGUCAUGACCAGGGCUACAUCAGAGUAACUACAUCACAACUUAGAAACAACAAAGUUUCAAACAUAUCAUGUGGAGAUUUACACAUUCAUUGUUCUGUCCAGUAGAGGGCGCCCACUACCUGUAGAAUGUCAUCUCUGGGCUCAACUAAGUAAAAUACAUGCCCAGUACAGCAACCCAACUGAAGGUUUCAAAAACAAAAAGACAAUGCUGCACCCCUCGGUCACCAUCACAGAGUGCUCCAUUUAACCAGCAUUAUCUGAUGGUGCCUAAAAAAUGGGCACUUGGGAGUCAAAAUAUUGAUGGAAUAUUGAUGGAAUAUUGAUGGAAUAUUGAUGGAACAUUGACCAACAUUAUGCACCGUGUGUUGAUUUGAACUGCAUCACUGAGUUUUUUACGUUUGUUGGUGUGUGUUGUCUUGUUUCUGGGGGUGAAACUGGGAUUUUAAUAUGUGUAAAUGUUGGGAAGGUUUUGAUAUGAAUAAAUGGAUUGUUUUGAUGUGAAUAAAGGUUUGGGUUGUUUUGAUGUGAAUAAAGGUUUGGGUUGUUUUGUUGUGAAUAAAGUUUUGGACGGUUUUGAUAUGAAUAAAUGGAUUGUUUUGAUGUGAAUAAAGGUUUGGGUUGUUUUGAUAUGAAUAAAUGGAUUGUUUUGUUGUGAAUAAAGCUUUGGGUUGUUUUGUUGUGAAUAAAGGUUUGGGUAGUUUUGUUGUGAAUAAAGGUUUAGAUUGUUUUGUUGUGAAUAAAGGUUUAGAUUGUUUUGAUGUGAAUAAAGCUUUGGGUUGUUUUGUUGUGAAUAAAGCUUUGGGUAGUUUUGUUGUGAAUAAAGGUUUAGAUUGUUUUGUUGUGAAUAAAGGUUUAGAUUGUUUUGAUGUGAAUAAAGGUUUGGGUUGUUUUGUUGUGAAUAAAGGUUUGGGUUGUUUUGAUAUGAAUAAAUGGAUUGUUUUGUUGUGAAUAAAGGUUUGGAUUGUUUUGUUGUGAAUAAAGGUUUGGGUUGUUUUGUUAUGAAUAAAGGUUUGGGUUGUUUUGAUUUUAAGGUUUGGGUUGUUUUGAUGUAAAUAAAGGUUAGGGAUGUUUUGAUAUUAAGGUUUGGGUUGUUUUGAUGUGAAUAAAGGUUUGGGUUGUUUUAAUGUGAAUAAAGGUUUGGGUUGUUUUGAUGUGAAUAAAGGUUUGGGUUGUUUUGAUAUGAAUAAAUGGAUUGUUUUGUUGUG